Molecule: messenger RNA, 480 nt
Organism: Clonostachys solani
Lineage: Eukaryota; Fungi; Ascomycota; Sordariomycetes; Hypocreales; Bionectriaceae
Source: the annotation of a GenBank genome assembly
AUGGCGCGCAUUAAUCUAUUACUGCUCUACCUGAUUUCCUUGAUAACCCUAGUAUCCGCAGGCUCUCCCACCUUUUGCAAAUGCACCUGUUUCAAAAACAGUACUCUCAUAAUCCUAGACGAGCCUGCCGACUCGAAUAACCACGCCGAUCUCGCUUUUGCCGGCCUUCGAAGCUUGGUUUCCCCUGAUUAUGCCACCGUCAACGAAUCGCCUCGAGCCGUCUCGGGUCUAUGCGCUGAGUGCACCAAGGCUUUCUGCCUCGGCCAGGAGCUAGAUAUCUGCGAAAAGGCCAAGGAAUCGGACGUCACGACACAAUGCUUCAAGCGGGAUAGCAUCAAGGACAGGCUCAUCGUUUGGGGUUUCCUCAUCGGCACUCUUGGUCUGCUUGGCUGGGCAGCGAUACGACGUUUAAUGGCGUGGAGACAGCAGAGGGCAGCCAGCAGGAAUAACAUGAACUACGGUCAUAUCCCUCAAAGAUGA